AUGGACGUCUUAACAAGCAUAGACCCGACUUCAUCCCAAUCUUCUUCCACAGACCCAUUUCACCCAUCAUUCUUCGAGCUUGCUGCACAAUCUCAACUCUCAGACCUUAUCAAACCAGCCGUUCGCUAUGUUCUCGCUGUGCUUGCCCAGCGUAAUCCACGAUACCUUCUACGUAUUGUAAAUAGGUUCGAUGAGUUAUAUGCGUUCUUAAUGGCUGCUAUCGAAACUCAUUACCUUCGCCUAUGGGGGGCAUCAUUCAGCGAGAACUUUUACGGCCUGCGGAGGAGGAGAAGGCCAGCUUUGAAUACAAGUAUUCGUGCAGGAGGUGUAACUAGUGUUAGUGUUGCAAAGAAUGAAAGGCUAGGGAAGAAAGAGAUUAGGUUGAGUUUGUUGUUUUUGGUUGCCUUGCCCUACUUGCGGGCUAAGUUGGAGGAUCUUUGGGAGAGAAAUGGUGGAGGCUUGAGCAAUACAGCUAACCUCUUUGGUGAGCAAAGAGAGGCGGGACGCAGUCGGUUUAGCGAAUCAUCAAACCUCCCCUUACGACAGAGGCUGAAAAAGAUGCUAGUGGAAGGCUUCAAAACUUCCUAUCCCUACCUGAAAACGUUAUACCAACUCUGGUUACUCACCUAUAAUGUCCGAUAUCUAUUUGACAAAACACCAUACUGGCGCCCCUGGUUCUCUUUAAUGAAAAUAGACGUACGGAGGGUUGGACCGAACGAUGGACCUCGAAAGCGAUUCUUACCGAGAAAAGGUCUGCCGAGUUUGCUCAAGCAACCGGCAAGAUUCUUCAGUACAAUCUUACGUUUAGCACCAGGGGUAGUGUUCGAAGCCUUAAAAUUCGGCUUACCGGCCAGCAUAUUCUUCUUCAAGUUCUUAGAAUGGUGGUAUGGUGCAGACAAUCCUCGACGACGCCGAAAUAAUACUUCCUCAACAUCCGGUGCAACUAACGAAGAAGGUUCAGCAACAGCCCUCGACCCUCCAGCACCUUUACUUGCAGACUUACAGAAGGGUGUGUUGGGAAAGAGAGUUCCAGAAAGCGUAAGGGAAGGUCUACCGCAGUACAAGUUGCCUCAAAUCUUCGCACUACCUGGCGAUCUUCUGGAUAGGAUAGAAUCAGCGCAGGCUGACGAGAAGCAGUCAAGGCCAAAAUUGAUCAAGACUAAGGAAGGCAAGGGGGAGGAAAGGAAGCUGAUCCAUAACUCAUGCCCAUUGUGCGGAGCAAUGCCGAUCAACAAUCCCGCCGCACUACCAAGUGGCUAUGUUUUCUGCUAUACUUGCGCUUUCAAUUUUGUCGAGGAGCAUGGUAAGUGUCCUAUCACAUCACUGCCUGUACCAGAACGCAAGGAUGCUUUGCGAAAAGUGCUUGGCUAG
Messenger RNA from Ustilago hordei, 1371 nucleotides. RefSeq lists its product as uncharacterized. NCBI's taxonomy places the organism in Eukaryota, Fungi, Basidiomycota, Ustilaginomycetes, Ustilaginales, Ustilaginaceae. The record is from RefSeq and is a predicted model, not a curated record. Bases 1 to 1371 code for a protein of 456 amino acids. The transcript has a single exon. Gene Ontology annotation, biological process: protein monoubiquitination; protein import into peroxisome matrix. Gene Ontology annotation, molecular function: zinc ion binding; ubiquitin-protein transferase activity; protein binding. Gene Ontology annotation, cellular component: peroxisomal importomer complex; peroxisomal membrane.